Molecule: messenger RNA, 2345 nt
Organism: Oryza sativa Japonica Group (Japanese rice)
Lineage: Eukaryota; Viridiplantae; Streptophyta; Magnoliopsida; Poales; Poaceae
Source: RefSeq, a predicted model, not a curated record
CACAUGCUAAUCUUCCAGCCACACACCUAGUCAGUCAUCAAAGUGUGCGUGCUUCUCCAGAACAGUGAGAGAGAGAGGGGCAAAGGGAGGCAGGAUAAAAAGCCGAGCUGUAGGGGACUAAAGAAGAAAGAAAAGCAUAGAAAAGAACGGCAAGCAAGCAGCUCGAGGCACCCGCGCUAGUACAUAAAGCCACCGAGGUGCGAUUUCGCGAGCUCUAGCCGCUUCCACUUGGCCAUUUCCCAUCUGCCUCCUGGAGCUUUAGCUCUAACUCUAGUUCUAGCUCUAGCUCCGGCUACGUUUGCAACUGUUGUUUAUCUCCUGGUUGUUCUUCUCUUUCCUGAAAUGGUUUUGACAAAAGAGCUGUUUUGAUCUGGGGCUGCCUCAAUCAUUUGCUUCUAUGGCAGGCUAUACACCACACUUUUAAGAUGUUUUAGCCUCAUUGGUGGAUAGCAUUUAGACUCUUGAAGACUUUGAGCUAGUUAACCUUAUGGAAGAAGGGUCCAACAAAAGAGAAGGACUUCCUCCUCAACUCCUAGAUCUCAUCCCAGAUGAGAAGGAAUGGAAGCUGAGAGAAGCAUUAGGUCUAGGGAGAUCAAGAAACGCAGGCUUCGACGGUGAAGAAGACAAGAAGCUAGACCUAAAGCUUGGUCUUCCUGGUUUUAUAGAAGAUGAUGAGGCAGAAACCUUAAGAGAUUACAGGCUACAGCAAGAGAGCCCAUCUCUCUCCCUUAGUUUCUUUCCAAAGCACUCCAAGACCACCAGCAGCACUACUACGACAACUGGAGCAAAGAGGGGAUUCAUAGACACAGUUGAGGACAAAACAGAAGGUUAUAACGACCAGAAGCAGCAGGCAAGGGCAGGAUGUGGGAAGGAACUUGCAGUGGAGGAAAUGAUAGCAGCCGUGAGUGAGAGGAAGAAAGGAUGCUGCCCCCCACCACCACCACCACAUGGUGCUCCUGCUACACCUGCGCGCAACAGACCACAGACCCAGGGAAGAGGAGCUGCAGCACCAGUGGUUGGUUGGCCUCCAAUUCGAUCCUUCAGGAGAAACCUUGCUAGUAGUAGUUCAUCCAAACAUUCCCCUGAACCACAAAAUGAUAAUGCCAAUGCAAAGGUGACGCUCACCUGCAAGAAAAACCCUCUUGUAAAAAUCAACAUGGAUGGGAUCCCUAUUGGAAGGAAAAUAGACCUUGCAGCCUAUAACAGCUAUGAUGGGCUAUCGUCAGCUGUCAAACAACUCUUCCAUGGGUUUCUUCAAGCUCAAAAGGACCAAACUAAUGCGCAAAUUGCACAGCAAGGUGCAGAUGACAAAAUAUUUUAUCAAUUGUUGGAUGGGUCUGGUGAAUAUACUCUAGUUUAUGAAGACAGUGAAGGAGACAGGAUGCUGGUUGGGGACGUGCCAUGGAAAGUAUUUGUCUCAACUGCUAAAAGGCUGAGGGUUCUAAGGAGUUCAGAGCUUUCCCAUACCCUGGUAAGACAAGCUAGACCACUUAAAGUCGUGUCCAAAUCUUUGGUGUAGCCAUAAAAAAAUUAGCUUUCGCUAAAUUUGAAUGAAGAUAGCUACACUUUUAUGUUAGUCUCAUAUUCUUUACUAUUUUUUUCCUAUUCUCCAGAUUGGAGCUACUGCUAGGGUCUAGCCGUCUAGGAGAGUCACCAAUUGCUGAAAUGCUGGGAUCUUAUUAACCAUUCGGAAUGAAUGUGUGCACUCAAGCCAGUCCAUUCUCCAUUUUAGGACUACCCCUAUUUUGCCUAUAUAGAUGAUCUACUGAGAUGAGUUGGCAUACAGCAAAUGCAAGGAAAUGGCAAUCUGUUUUGUAAAUUAGGUUACCUUGCUAUGACAUGUUGCUUAAUUCAAUUCGAAGCGAUUUUGGUUUUAUCGGGGAGAGCCGCAUAUGUAGACUUGCAGGUCACCCAUGUAAAGUGCCUUGUUCUGCGUGAUAAAUUUGUAUUAAUCGCUGCUGCAACCCGACAUGCAGAUCUAAUGUCACCAGCGUGUCUCAGAGGACAGCAACUAGGCUAACCUGAUAGCAUCAAGUCAUCACUCCACGUGGAAUAUGCUACUAGUAGGAAUUUUUUUUUUUGAAAAAAAAACAGAAUUAUCCACUGGGUGAGUUGUUAUCCUUCUAAUCCCAUCACUUUCCAAAAUUUGUCACAAGCACAGCGAGAAAGGUUUGACCCGACUAUGAAACUGCCGAAAGCAAAUAUGUGCUAAUGCCUUCGCGCUUAUUGGGUGUCAAAUAGCUAUCAUGUGAUACAACAGUGGCAUGAUUGUGACCACACACAAGAGGGGUAGAUGUUCAUACUUCGUUUUGCUGUGAAAGCUAAGAAAUAAACUGGUUGUACUA